GGAGACUUAUUGUUCCGACUCCAAACUAGGCAAGUCGCCUUGGCAUCCAUUCCGCGGGCCUACUCCCGCGCGAGUCAACGCUCCUCACUGCUUCAAUUUUCCUCUCAUCCCUUCUUUUAUUAUAUUUCAACUUUGUCGCAAGUUAAGCCAAUCAUGGGCAAGCGCAAGAAGUCAAGCUCCAAGCCCCAAGGGCCUAAGAAGAGGGAGCCUCUUGCUACCACAUUCUCCUGUCUCUUUUGCAACCAUGAGAACUCUGUGGUCGUCAAGCUAGACAAGAAGCUCGGCCUUGGCGAUCUAUCGUGCAAAGUUUGUGGUCAAAAGUUCCAGACUGGUAUCAAUUAUCUUUCUGCUCCCGUGGAUGUGUAUUCAGAUUGGGUAGAUGCAUGUGAUGCAGUUGCAAAGGAUACUGCCAAUCAGUAUGAUGCACCGGUUUCCAGCCACUUGGGACAAAGAGGGAUCAGCAAGCAGGGCAUAUCAGGAGAGACUGGGCAGGACGAUGGCUACGAUGAUGAUGAAUACUGA
This is a messenger RNA of Penicillium psychrosexuale, 522 nucleotides long. Its product is annotated as transcription elongation factor 1 family protein. Gene Ontology annotation, cellular component: transcription elongation factor complex. Gene Ontology annotation, molecular function: RNA polymerase II complex binding. The annotation marks the transcript as partial. Gene Ontology annotation, biological process: transcription elongation by RNA polymerase II. NCBI's taxonomy places the organism in Eukaryota, Fungi, Ascomycota, Eurotiomycetes, Eurotiales, Aspergillaceae. The transcript has 4 exons. The record is from RefSeq and is a predicted model, not a curated record.